CCGCGCGGCCAUGAGGGCCGAGCCGCCCGCCUGGGCCCCGGCGGCCGCGCUGCUGGAGGAGGCGGCGGAUCUGCUGGUGCUGCACCGCGACUUCGGGGCCGCCCUGGAGCGCUGCGAGGCGGGCUGCGACAGCCUGGGCCCCGGGCCUGGCCCCGAACCCGAACCCGAACCCGGCGCUGGCCCCGAACCCGGCACUGGCCCGGGCCCCGAGAGUUUUGCAGAAGUGAAAUGCUCCCUUUGUGUUGUGGGGAUUCAGGCGCUGGCCGAGAUGAACCGGUGGAGAGAAGUUCUGUCUUGGGUCCUACAGUAUUACCAUGAGCCUGAACAUCUGCCUCCAAAAGUUCUGGAGCUGUGCAUCCUGCUGUACAGCAAAGUGGGGGAGCCGCAGGUGAUGCUGGAGGUGGGCAGCAGCUGGCUGAGAGCCCAGGCCAACCAGAGGCUGCCCGAGCUGGGGCCGCUGCUGGAGCUGUACCUGGCGCGGGUGCUGCUGCCGCUGGGGCGCUUCGAGGGCGCGGAGCAGCUGGUGCGGGGCUGUGCCGCGCUCGACGGCCAGCGGCAGCUGCAGCUGCUCAGCACCGUCCUGGAGAGCCGCUCCCGCUGGGCUCCGCGCCAAGAGACACGCUCGCCUGCUGAGGAGCAGCAAGACCCAGCCGCAGAAACUGCUCUGGGAGUGCUGUCCCAAAAGCUCCUGACCAUGUUGACAUUGCUAUGUAGAGCACUGAGGUCCAUGUCAGACCACUUCUAUUUGCUUCCUUACAAGAAGAUGCUCUUGGCUACUUUUUUGCUGUACCUGGUGGUGGUGAGAUUAGACCCAGCUUCUCCCACAUCACUGCCAUUUAUUUACAAACUGGUCCAGCUCUUCAGACAGGCUUGGGCAGCUGUGCUUUCUCCAAUCCACAGGCCUCCAAUUCGAGACUAAGUGUCUUCCUCCACUGAAAGUGUCACCUUGUUUUGGGGAUCUUACCAGAAAAUGUAGAAAUCUGAGAUGACCACCUGUAGACUCCUGGAAUUUCUUCAGACAGGGAAUGGUGGUGUAUGAAUUUGGAAGCCACAGCAAGUAUUCCUGACAUUUUGCUUGGUCCUGUCCAGCACUGGAGUAGAGCCACUCCUUCCAUAUCUGCAACUGAAUAAGAAUCCUCCUUUUCAAAUACUUUGCUUUGGAUGUGUCUCUGGAGUGAGAGUUGUAUAGCCAGUUAUGAACAAUGGAAGAAGUUCUCAUCCUUGAAAAUGCUGAGCAGUUCUCUGAACAAGUACAAUAGUGUUCCUGGAGCCAUGACUGUAAAAGGCAACAGAGUACCAGUGGUUAGGGGAAUAUUCUGUUUUGCCUGAAGACAUCUGAAAAGCCCAGCUCUUGCAGCAUGGGAUUUAGGACAAGCACAUGGAAGAAAAACACUAGAGAGAGUAAAGCCUCUAUUGCAUUUUGAAAGCCAUGAUUUCUCUUGUGACUGUUGCCUCUUUGGUCGGGCACACUAAAUUUUAA
Messenger RNA from Ficedula albicollis (Collared flycatcher), 1480 nucleotides. It is a transcript of the gene PEX26, whose product is annotated as peroxisomal biogenesis factor 26. The coding region runs from base 11 to 919 and encodes 302 amino acids. Gene Ontology annotation, biological process: protein import into peroxisome matrix; protein import into peroxisome membrane. The transcript has 5 exons. Gene Ontology annotation, cellular component: peroxisomal membrane; peroxisome. Gene Ontology annotation, molecular function: ATPase binding; protein-containing complex binding. The record is from RefSeq and is a predicted model, not a curated record. Lineage: Eukaryota; Metazoa; Chordata; Aves; Passeriformes; Muscicapidae.